AUGGGUCGGGUUAUUCGCGCUCAGAGGCGCUCGCACGCUAUCUUCAAGUCCCACACCCACCACAACAAGAACCCGGCCAGGCUGCGUCCUCUGGACUUUGCGGAGCGCAACGGGUACAUCCGGGGUAUCGUAAAGGAUAUCAUCCACGAUCCUGGCCGUGGUGCUCCCCUCGCUCGGGUUGUCUUCCGCGACCCCUACCGCUACAAACUCCGCGAGGAGACCUUCAUCGCCGUUGAGGGUCUGUCCACCGGCUCCUUCGUCUACUGCGGCAAGAAGGCCCUUCUUGCCGUCGGCAACGUCCUCCCCGUCUCCCACGUACCGGAAGGUACCAUCAUCUGCAACGUUGAGGAGCAUGCUGGUGACCGUGGUGCGCUUGCCCGUACCUCUGGCACAUCCGCAACCGUCAUCGGCCAAGAUCCGGAUAGCGGCAAGACCCGUAUCCGCCUCCCCUCUGGCGCGAAGAAGACGAUCCCCAGCACUGCUCGUGCGACUGUCGGUCUCGUCGCUGGCGGUGGAAGGAUGGACAAGCCCCUGCUCAAGGCUGGUCGUGCGUUCCACAAGUACAAGGCGAAGCGCUACAGCUGGCCAAGGACGCGUGGUGUGGCCAUGAACCCCGUCGACCAUCCUCACGGUGGUGGUAACCAUCAGCAUAUCGGAAAGGCCUCGACCAUUUCUCGCCAGGCCGUGCCCGGUCAGAAAGUCGGUCUCAUUGCCGCUCGCAGGACUGGUCUCAUCCGUGGUACUCAAGUUGUUCGGGAGGUAUGA
This is a messenger RNA of Dacryopinax primogenitus, 765 nucleotides long. RefSeq names its product ribosomal protein L2. The record is from RefSeq and is a predicted model, not a curated record. Gene Ontology annotation, molecular function: RNA binding; structural constituent of ribosome. The transcript is spliced from 3 exons. Lineage: Eukaryota; Fungi; Basidiomycota; Dacrymycetes; Dacrymycetales; Dacrymycetaceae. The coding region runs from base 1 to 765 and encodes 254 amino acids. Gene Ontology annotation, biological process: cytoplasmic translation. Gene Ontology annotation, cellular component: cytosolic large ribosomal subunit; ribosome.